This is a messenger RNA of Anguilla anguilla (European eel), 8786 nucleotides long. RefSeq names its product stabilin 1 (gene stab1). The coding region runs from base 272 to 7963 and encodes 2563 amino acids. NCBI's taxonomy places the organism in Eukaryota, Metazoa, Chordata, Actinopteri, Anguilliformes, Anguillidae. Gene Ontology annotation, biological process: cell adhesion. The record is from RefSeq and is a predicted model, not a curated record. Gene Ontology annotation, molecular function: hyaluronic acid binding. The transcript has 69 exons.
AUAUUUUUCUCACACACCUCUCUGCUCUGCACCAAGCUCUUUUCACCUUCUGCAUUCCCGAAAUUGGACUUGAAUAUGUUUGGGCAUUAGACCAUCCCAUCUGAAAUCUUUUGUUAGUGUGCGAAUGUGCAGAAGAGAUUUUUUUCCAGCUUUUGCCUGCUUGUCAUGUCUCUGAGAGCACGAGAUUAGAGCUUCUCUCGAAGGUGGAGCAAAACUUCUUAUCUAUUGCCUACACUGGGAAAAGCAGGCACUGCACCCACAGGAUACAGACAUGCGUUUCUUUCUCAUUCUGGGGCUCAUGGUGUCUUGUACACAGCAAGAGACCCUAGUGAACCGCUGUGAUGCUCCACGCACAGUCAGCCUCACCACUCUGUGCACCAGCUGUGCCGCUUCUCCUGCUUCAUUGUGUCCCAAGGGCUUCAGGAGGGCCACCGCGGGCAUGGGGAACGCUGAAUGCAGUUACACUGUGGAUAUCGCCGGGCGGCUGGUCUCCCUCCCUGGCUGCAGGCACGUCUGUGAAAAGCAGGUGACGGAUCACAGGUGUUGCCCUAACUUCUGGGGUCCAUUGUGUUUGCCCUGCCCCAGCUGGGAUGGUAGACCAUGUGACUGGCACGGUACCUGCCAGCAUGGAAAUACAGGGAAUGGAACCUGUGUCUGUGAUGAGGGAUUCACUGGGUUUGCGUGCCAUGAGUGUAAGAGUAAGAACGCUUAUGGUGAAGACUGCAAAUCAAAGUGCACCUGUGUUCAUGGGGAGUGUAACAACAGUCCCAGCGGUACUGGCGAAUGUCUCUGUCAGUCUCCUUACUCAGGACCCAAGUGUGACCAAGUGACAGCCUCCUGCUCAAACUGCACCGCCUACUCUUACUGCAAAGGGGAAGGAGACCAGGCAACCUGUGUGUGUUUUCCAGGGUUUAAGAAAGUGGGACGCAUUUGCACAGGUGUUUGCUCAAAAAAUACCUGUGAUCCAAAUGCUGAAUGUGCAUAUUUGGGAGCGAGGAAGUUUCAGUGCAAGUGCAAAGAAGGCUAUGAAGGAGAUGGCAGAGUUUGCAUCCCUGUGAAUCCCUGUUCCACUGACAAUGGGGGCUGCCCCACAAACUCUACUAUCUGCGUGUACACGGGCCCAGGCAAGUCUCGUUGCGAGUGCAGGGAGGGGAUGGAGGGCCCUUCUCCCCCCACGGGCUGCCGUCUAAAAUCUGCCUGCACCGACAGCACGUGUGACAGGACUGCUAACUGCCAGACAGACACGGAUGGGCUACCCAGGUGUAGCUGUGAUGCACAGCAGGUUGGCGAUGGCCGACGUUGUUAUGGCAACAUCAUGGAGCGAGUCUUGGAGCUGAACAGAGAUGGAGAUCAUAAAGGAAAGCUGACUGGAUCUGUCACACUAUUCGAAAAGGGCUGUGAGCUUACUAUGAGCAAGCAUGGCCCUUUCACAGUCCUCCUCCCACUUCUCAAGUUGCCACUGUCAGGUAUCUCUGAGCGAUUUCUGUGCAAGCAUCACCUCAUCCUGGGACAGCGUCUUUACAAAGAUUUGCAAAACAAUGACUUUUGGACGUUGGGUGGUGAGGCAGUUAGAUUUAAAGGCAAUAAGAAAUUCAUCUUCAUGAAAGAUCCAGACACAUUGUAUUCAAUUAUCCAGAGUGAUAUUGCUGCAGCCAAUGGGAUUAUCCACAUUAUUGACCUGCCAAUCACAAAUAUUGCCAAUUCUGGCAAUGAGCAGCAUGUCAAUAUGACCAUUGGAGAAUUCAUUGCAAAGGAUCCAAAAUACAACAGAUUUUUGUCACUGGUGGAUAACUGUGGGGCGCCCAUGCCUUUCAGGGGUCCUGGUCCUCUCACAGUGUUCCUCCCGACCAACAAUGCCAUAGACCGGUUCCGGGACGGCAGUCUAAUGUACAUGCUGACAGACGCCAGACACAAGCUUCAGGAGCUGCUGAGGCACCACAUUUUCUCAUCCGCAGCGAUUACAGUGGAUCAGAUCGCUAGCAUGUCUGAGAUUCAAACAAUGGCCAAUCAGGUUGUAGGAGUUAAUGUCACCAGUGAUGGGAAAGUAUUGCUAGGAGAGAAAGGAAUACUUUUAGAAUCGACAGACAUCUUUACAUCCAAUGGGGUUAUUCAUACAAUUGAUGGUGUUCUAGUUCCACCUUCCAUCCUUCCCAUCCUGCCUCACAGGUGUGAUGUCAAUAUGAGCACGAUUAUUGUGGGUCCCUGUGUGAGGUGCAGCUACCUGUAUCAGACUGAUUGCCCACCUGGAAGUAAAGAACUGGACGCUCAUUUAAAGGACUGUGAGUAUCAGUCUUCACCACUGAGCUCAGUCCUGAGCAGCAAGGGCUGUGCCAAGUACUGUAACGUCACUCGAACGAGAGCUGAAUGCUGCAAAGGCUUUUAUGGACCAGACUGUAAGCCCUGCAUAGGCGGAUUCCAGCACCCCUGUUACGAAAAAGGGACUUGCUUCGAUGGCAUUUAUGGAAAUGGCACAUGCAGAUGCAACCCUGGGUUCGAGGGCGUGGCCUGUCACAUCUGCUCUGGUGCAACCAAGUAUGGGGAGAACUGUGAUGAGGACUGCCGUUGUGUGCACGGUGUUUGUGACAACAGACCAGGCAGUAUGGGGAUAUGCAGACCGGGGUCUUGCCUGGCUGGAUACUCUGGGGACUUCUGUGACAAAGAGGCCAAGCCCUGCGACUCCGACGGCACAUACGAGCACUGCCACAUCCACGCCUACUGCAACUAUGACGGGGUCCACACAAACUGCGUCUGCAUGUCGGGGUACGAGGGGGACGGGCACUCCUGCUCGGCUGUGAACCCCUGCCUCGGACCUAACCGAGGAGGAUGUGACUCCAACGCUCAGUGUGUGUACGCGGGCCCGGGUAACGUCUCCUGUGUUUGCAACGAGGGUUGGACAGGCGAUGGGCUGGUGUGUGCUGAAAUUAACAACUGUCUCCUGGAGAGUCGAGGCGGCUGCGAUGGCAACGCCACCUGCAUAUUUAUAGGGCCUGGACAGAAUGAAUGCAUGUGCAAGACUGGGUUCAUGGGAAAUGGCAAAGUCUGUGACUUGAUUAACCCUUGCUUGUCUGGCAACGGAGGCUGCCAUACGCUGGCCAAAUGUGAACUGCAGGAAGGGGGAGGGCAUGUCUGUAAAUGCCCCGAGGGCCUUGGAGGUGAUGGGAAGAUAUGCUACGGCAACAUAAUGGAGGAACUGGAUGGGAACUGGGAAUUCUAUGCCUUUAACAGGAUAUUACAGAAAGUCCCUUCUUUGCACCUUGAUGGCAAUGUAACUGCACUGGUGCCUUCCCCAGCUGCUCUAAGACUUCUUAAAGGAGCUGAAAAGGAUUUUUGGUUAAAUCCAUUCGUGCUGCCACACCUAUUAAAAGCGCACUUUUUGGUUGGUAUAUUCACCUUGGAGGACCUGAAGCAGAAUUUCAACAAGGAAUUAGCAACUCUAAAUCCAGGGACAAAAUGGGAAAUAAGGAACAAUAGUGGGGAGGUCAAGAUCCAAAAUGCAACCAUCCGUAGUCCAGACAUUCCCGUGUUGAACGGUUACAUCCACGUCAUCGAUCAGGUUUUGAAGCCACCCCUCUCCGACAUCCCUCCCCUUCCACCAACUCUGAUGGAGUUCCUCAACCGCACCCCCACCUUCAGUCUCUUCAGACAGGCAGCGCUGGCUUAUAAUCUCACAAACAUUAUCGGAGGUAAAGAGUAUACUGUUCUCAUGCCAACCGAUGCGGCCAUCAAGGAGCAUUUGCAAAAGACAAAUUCUACAGAACUGGGUGAAGAUUUAUUCAAGUAUCACAUACUUAUUGAUGUACGUGUCUAUCCUGAACAUUUGGACCAUGGUAUGAGCAAAAACACAUUGCUUGGAUCCUCCUUCCAGAUUUUGUUCCAUUUUGAUCGUGAAAAUAAGACACUGGCCAAUGAAGUUAUUCUUAGUGGAAACUUAAGUGAAACCUUCAAAGGGGUUGUGAUACCCAUUCCACACAUUUUAGAACUGCACAAAAAUCGUUGCAACAAAGAAAUCAUCUUAAAGUCCCCAGGGUUGUGCACUGAUUGUAAAUCAAAGCCAAGAUGCUCCUUCAGAAGCAAACCCGUUCAGAAGGAAUUUCCUGCAAAUAUGAAAUCAAACUGCAAGUACAGGAAGCGAGUUGGAGCAAGGAGGAGAACGAUGCCUGGCUGCGUCAUGGACUGUUUUCGGUAUUCAGAAGACCUUUCCUGUUGCCCGGGUUAUUUUGGGCAUCACUGCUUUAAAUGCCCAGGGAAGAUUGACAAUUGGUGCUCCAACAAUGGAAAGUGCCAGGAUGGUAUCCUGGGGAGUGGAGAGUGUCUGUGCAAUGAGGGUUUCCAUGGGACUGCAUGUGAGGACUGUGAGCCAGGAAAAUAUGGCAAGGACUGCAAGUCAGUGUGCAACUGUGUCCAUGGGAAGUGCGUGGAUGGUAUAGACGGCAAUGGAAAAUGUCUUUGCUAUAAGGGCUGGAGGGGAAAUACCUGUUCUGACGAAAUUGUUAUGGAUGCUUGCGGGGGUGUCUGUGACGUAAAUGCAAACUGCCUCACGGGGGCCGAGGGGACAGCGCCCACCUGCUCCUGUAUAGCUGGUUACCAAGGGAACGGUACCUUCUGUAAAGAGAUUAAUCCAUGUGACAAUGAUAAUGGUCACUGCUCAAAGAAUGCCAACUGCACAAAGACAAAUCCUGGUGAAAGAACCUGCACCUGUCAUGAGGGUUUCACUGGAGAUGGCGUUGUGUGUUCGGAAAUCGACGGCUGUUCUGAAAAUAAUGGCGGAUGUCACAUGAAUGCCGAAUGCAUCAAGACUGGGCCAAACAUGGUCGCCUGUAUCUGCAAGGAUGGGUAUUCUGGAAAUGGCCACUUCUGCUUUCCAGUGAACCCAUGUAGGACGGAAAAUGGCGGUUGCAGCUGGAAUGCGAGGUGUGAAUAUGUGGGUCCCGGGAAACGAAACUGCACCUGCAGAUAUAACUACAUAGGAAACGGCAUCACCUGCAGAGGCACCGUAAAAUCUGAGAUCCUACGGAAUGCUGAUGCUUCAUGGUUCAACAGAAAUUUGAUGAUUUCCAAAGUCAAUGAUGCAUUGACCAAGGGCCCUUUGACAGCGUUUGUCCCUCACAAAAACUCUACCACCAAUUUUCCGGUGGAGUCGUGGAAGAAUUCGAGCAGGGUGGGAGACUUACUCAGGUACCACCUAGUGGGCUGUGAACAACUCCUUGUGUCAGACCUCCAGUCCAUCGGAAAGGUGGUCUCCCUCUCAGGACAUGUACUGCGCUUCACCUACCGAGAGGGCGUUUUGUACAUCAACGACGAUACCAGGAUAAUUACCAGCGACUAUGUAGCCUCAAAUGGGGUGAUACAUUUCAUUGAUAAGGUCCUCACCCCAUAUGAUCUGAGCAACAGAAGUAAAUUGGUCCCAACGUUAAAUGUGACAUCUGCUGCAGAGGCAUAUGGAUAUACCACAUUCAGCAAACUGCUCCAGUCCUCUAACCUGAUGAGCAUGGUCGAGAACUCCUUCCACCAUCCCUUCACAAUGCUCUGGCCAACUGACAAGGUUUUCAGCUCUCUGCCUGAGGAGAGGAAAAAGUGGCUGUACAGUGAAGAUCAUCAGGACAAACUGGCAGCCUACCUCAAAGCGCACAUUAUUCGGGACACCGAACUCCUGGCUGUCAAUCUACCUCAUCAAAACACUGUCAGAACAAUGUAUGGUUCUACUUUGUCGUUCGCCUGUGAUAAAGACAGGGUUGGGGAUAUUUUGGUUGAUGAUGGAAAUGCUAAAUUAAUUGAGCGCCACCUGAUGUUUGAUGUGGGUAUUGCUUAUGGGAUCGACCAGCUGCUGGAGCCACCCAGCAUGGGAGCACGCUGUGAUGUUUUUGAAGAAGUGAAGAGUCAAGGCAGGUGUGGAAGCUGCUUUUCACCCCCUCUGUGUUUCUUUGGCCAAAAAAACACGGAUGAAAGUACCUCAUGCAUAUACAGCAGGUACUCCUCGUUCUCUCCGUACCAACGGCGAUAUGACUUUUACCCUUAUUCCGUACCCUAUCGUUCAAUUGGACCAUACCGAGGCAAGCGGACAGGCUGUCAGCGGACUUGCAUCAAAGUUGAUUGGACCCCCCGAUGCUGCAAAAACCACUUUGGCAGAGACUGCCAGGUGUGUCCUGGGGGUUUGGAGGCAGUGUGCAGUAAUCAUGGGCAAUGCGUUGAUGGUAUGGAAGGGAAAGGAACAUGUCACUGCAACCUUGGCUUCGAAGGAACAGCCUGUGAGCUGUGUGUGCAGAACUACUAUGGCUCCAACUGCACAAAAUGUACCUGUACCAAGAACGGAAAGUGCGAGGAUGGGCUGGAGGGAGAUGGGAGCUGCUUCUGUAAGGAGGGCUGGGCUGGAGAGCGCUGUGAAUCAAAACUGGAAGUGAAACCCACCUGCACGCCUGAAUGCCAUCCUAAUGCAGUGUGCCAACCUGAUAAUGUCUGCGUAUGUGAAUCAUUAUAUGAAGGGGACGGAAGAAACUGUACCGCUCCUGAUUUGUGCAGCGAGAACAAUGGAGGCUGCCAUCAGCAUGCAGACUGUAAUCAGACUGGCAUCAACGUCACCUGCACUUGUUUGUCCGGGUACACGGGAGAUGGCUACUUCUGCUCUCCCAUAGACAGAUGUGUGGAGGAGGAAAAUGGUGGCUGCAGUGAUUUUGCCACAUGUCUCUUCACAGGUCCGAAUGAGAGAGAUUGCACGUGCUUACCUGGCUACGUGGGAAAUGGAAUCCAGUGCCUGGAAAAGGUUGUUCCCCCAGUCGAUCGCUGUUUGGAGAACAAUGGAGACUGUGAUCCAAAGGCAGACUGCAAGGACUUACACUUUCAUGAGAACACUGCCGGAGUGUUCCAUCUGAGGUCACCUUUGGGGAAAUACAAGCUGAACUACACAGACGCUGAGACAGCCUGCCAGGCCGAGGAGGCUACCAUGGCCACUUUCUCACAGCUGUCUGAUGCCCAGCAGCUGGGGAUGCACUCGUGCGUUGCAGGGUGGAUAGAUGGGAAACAGGUAGGCUAUCCAAUCAGAUUUCCCUCUGUUAAAUGCGGUGACAACCACGUGGGAGUUGUGCUCUACAAAAACCCUGUCGACCCCAGCAGCAAAUACGACACUUACUGCCACAGAGUGAAAGAUGUAUCUUGUGACUGUGGAUCCAAUUAUGUUGGUAAUGGGGAAUACUGCAAUGGAAACCUAGUUACUGUUGUUGCCACCAAUUCAAAUUUCUCUGUGUUCUAUAGGGCACUGCUGAGCUACGCAAACUCCACAAAAGAUGGAGAAAGGCUGAUGAACUACCUCUUAAAGCGCUCAACAUUUGUAACACUGUUUGUCCCAGAAAAUGCUGGAUUUUAUGGAAAUGAGAGUUUAUCGUGGAGGGACGUGGAGUACCACAUCUCUACCAACAACAGUAUUCACCUCUAUAAUGACCUGAAGCAUGGUGCAGUCAUCCCUUCUCGCCUGGGCUAUAACCUCUCAGUGACCAUAACUCCAGGCAACACAACACUUUCUGAUAGUUCACAACUUUUCAAGCUGGUAAACAGAAAGCAGAUCAUAGACUGGGAUAUCCCCGCAACCAAUGGAAUCAUCCAUAUCAUUAAGGGGCCGUUGAAGGCCCCUCCCAAACCUGUGCGGCCCAUGCCCUCCGCAUCACAUGCACAGUCUGGAACGGGUGCCGUGGCCUCUGUCCUCAUUGUGCUUCUUCUCAUCGCUGUUGUUGCUGGCCUGGGAUACUACUUUCUUAAGCACAGGAAUAAUGCCUUCAGAUUUCAGUACUUUAAGAAUGAUGAUGACGAAGGCAACCCCAGCUGGACAGAAGGGAAUUCUUCUCUGGUGUCCAUCCCUAAUCCUCUCUACACUGGCUACAGUGCUUUUGUAGAACCAUUUGGAGAUUCACCGGAAGCUGAUUCUCCUGGCACUCACCAUGUCCUUGAGCAGUUUAAAGAACAGGAAAUGCUUUAGUUAUACACUGAAAAUUUUAAGUACAACUGGAGGAAUGUGAAUAAAUGUAAAAUUUGUGGGCCUUCCAAAGCUAUUACAGCGAGGUCCCGUACCUAUUUUUUUACAUUAUAAAAUCAGUCCAGGAGGUAGUUGCAAAAUCUAUGUGUUCUAAUUGAAUUCCUAGCUUCUCUUGUUAAUACUUACAUAAUUACCAAGUUUGAACAUACACACUGUAUUCAAUUCAAGCAGGAAGCAUCACAGUACGAUUUUACAUGUGUAGGAUUUUUUUAUGUAUGACUUCAGAUAGUAUGAGUAAGCCGAUGUUAGGUAGUUAGUACAGAAAACUGAAAACUUGUUCAAAUGUUAGCUUUCAAAACUCAUUUUGCAAUAUUGAACAUAGACAUAUCUAGUUACAUUGUUUUCUUACUGUCUGCUCAGCUACCCGUCAUACUCAGGGGUAUGUAAAUAGCUGACCUUGGUGAUUACAAGUCUUACAAAAAGCUUACAUUUGCUAAAUGAAAGGAUGUUUACUGUGAAUGUCCGAAUACUCCACUUGACCAAUGACCUCCAUAAUCACCAUCCUUACUUCCAACAAGAAAGCACCAAUCACACCGAUCUGGCAGCAGUGGGCUAAGAAGGGGUAAUACCAUUCAGUGACAAGUGGAGUGAAAAUUGUUUUAAAUAGCUAAAAUUGAGCUUUUCAGCUUUAGCAUGUGUCCUGCUACCAAAUCUGAGGCUGCAGUAAUUAUAAUGUAACUGAGUUACAACUUAAGAUUGAUUCAAAUCUGCAUAAUAUAGUGUAUGAAAUUUAUGAAUAAAAAGAAUGCUUACUGAAGCAGUUGUA